AAUGAUUUCCAGAUUUAUGGUCUCGGAGAACAUCAAAUUUUUUACUUCAUUUCUGAACCUCCAAAGGAAUGGACUUCCCCUAUGCAAUCUUCACAAUUAUUGCAACUCUACCACUUCUGCUUCUCAUAUGCUUUUUUGCUUUACUAGUGAAAAUCUUCACCAGAAAAUCAAUAGGAAAUCCAGCAUACCCUCCAGUGGCUGGCACAGUGCUCAGCCUGCUGAUCAACUUCAACAGAAUCUACGACUACUUGACAGAACUUGCUGCAAAGCACCAAACCUUCCGGCUUCUUGCUGAAGAUCAGAGUGAGAUAUACACGACUGAGGGUCGGAACAUUGAACACAUACUUAAGUCAAGCUUUGAUAAGUAUAAUAAAGGUCAAUACUUGCAAGGAAUCACAAAUGAUUUGCUUGGACAAGGCAUCUUUGUUGUUGAUGGUGCUAGCUGGAGGCAGCAGAGGAAGCUUGCUAGUGUUGAGUUCUCGACGCGGAUGUUGAGAGACUUUAGCUGCAACAUAUUCAGAAAAAAUGCAGUGAAAUUGAUUAGAGCUGUUUCACAGUUAUCUUUGUCAGCGGAUAUCUUUGAUAUACAAGAGUUGCUGAUGCGAUACUCUCUGGAUUCAAUCUUUGAAGUCGGGUUUGGAACAGAUCUUAACUGCAUGGAAUCCGACUCUGCUGGAUCCUCAUUUAUCAAGGCGUUUGAUGAUGCAACUUCGCUGAUAUACUGGCGCUAUAUAGAUCCGACCUGGAAGGUACAGCGGCUUCUCAACAUUGGCUUUGAAGCUUCCCUUGCCAAAAACGUCAAAUAUAUUCAUGCAUUUGUGCAGCAAGUAAUCAGUAAAAAGAGGGGACAGAUGGAAAUGCAGCAAAAUAGUGACAAGGAGGAUAUACUAUCAAGAUUUCUGAUUGAGAGUAAGAAAGAUCCGGAGAAGAUGAAUGAUGAAUAUCUGCGGGAUAUAAUUCUGAAUUUUAUACUUGCUGGGAAAGAUACUACAGCAAAUACUCUGUCAUGGUUUUUCUAUAUGCUCUGCAAGAAUCCACUGGUACAAGAAAGGAUUGUACAAGAAAUCAGAGAGGCUAUACCAGGGAACAGCAUUGAUGAGUUUGUGACAAAUACGACUGAUGACACAUUUGAGAAAAUGCAUUACCUUCAUGCCGCGUUGUCUGAGACCUUAAGGCUAUAUCCUGCAAUCCCCGUAGAUGGAAGGUGUGCGGAAGCUGAUGACAUUCUUCCAGAUGGCUACAGAGUUAAAAAGGGCGACAAUGUAUACUAUAUAGCAUAUGCAAUGGGCAGGAUGACCAACAUCUGGGGAGAUGAUGCCAAGGACUUUAAGCCGGAAAGAUGGCUCAACAAUGGGAUUUUCCAACCUGAAUCACCAUUCAAAUUCAUUGCAUUUCAUGCUGGACCAAGAAUGUGCCUUGGGAAAGAUUUUGCUUAUCGACAGAUGAAGAUAGUAUCAGUUGGGCUUCUCCGUUAUUUCAGAUUCAAACUAGCUGAUGAGAAAAGAGCUGUAACGUACAAACCUACGUUUACACUACAUGUUGAUGGAGGUCUACAUCUUCUUGCAAUUUCAAGGCCAGAUUAAUUGAAUCUCUGGUUGCAACAACAGUGUCAGUGCUUCCAGAGAACAUCACAUUACAGCUUCAUAAGUAGUGCUGCUUUGCGAGCAUGGAAUCAACCAUUUAAAACUCAAAUUAUUAUUAUCAAACGAUGCAGUGAACUUGGGUGUUGGCCGUCACUAUCAUUAUAUCCCGUAUUAAUGCCCUAAAUAUCACGAUUUAGAAAAAUGGCUCCCAAAUAUCAUUUAGUCAUGUAAUAUGGUGUAGACGUUUUGCGGGAGUUAAACCUUCUAACUGGUACUGGGGACCAUUUUUCGUGAACUUGUACUAGUGUUUAUUAUGAUUCAAAAGCUUGUUGAAAAUA
Daucus carota subsp. sativus is the source of this 1921-nucleotide messenger RNA. Its product is annotated as cytochrome P450 704C1. Gene Ontology annotation, molecular function: iron ion binding; heme binding; oxidoreductase activity, acting on paired donors, with incorporation or reduction of molecular oxygen. NCBI's taxonomy places the organism in Eukaryota, Viridiplantae, Streptophyta, Magnoliopsida, Apiales, Apiaceae. The coding region runs from base 69 to 1583 and encodes 504 amino acids. The transcript is spliced from 5 exons. The record is from RefSeq and is a predicted model, not a curated record.